Colletotrichum orchidophilum is the source of this 687-nucleotide messenger RNA. Its product is annotated as DASH complex subunit Duo1. The coding region runs from base 1 to 687 and encodes 228 amino acids. NCBI's taxonomy places the organism in Eukaryota, Fungi, Ascomycota, Sordariomycetes, Glomerellales, Glomerellaceae. The transcript is spliced from 2 exons. Gene Ontology annotation, cellular component: mitotic spindle; DASH complex. The record is from RefSeq and is a predicted model, not a curated record. Gene Ontology annotation, biological process: mitotic cell cycle.
AUGGCUGAAUAUGCCGACGAUUCCCUCACGGAGGACAUAUGGGCAUCGCCUGGCCCCGAUGGCAAAGUAGCUCCUCCAUCCGAUCGGCCCGAGACCCCUAGAACACCCAAGACCCCCAAGACGCCAAAAACGCCCGCGAACCAGCAUCAGAACGCCCCUUAUGACAGAGAGGCGUCUUUGCGCAAAGAGUUGGAGGGUGUGCGAAACAUCAAUGCUGCCAUUGAAGGCAUAAUCAGCACCCUUGACAAGGCCAAGGGCAACAUGAAUACUGUUGGCAGCACCGUAUCAAACGCAUCCACGCUCCUCAACACCUGGACCCGCAUUCUCUCCCAAACCGAACACAACCAACGGCUUAUUCUCAAUCCCAAUUGGCAAGGCGCAAGUAAUGACUUGGUACAGAUGGAGGCAGAGACGGUACAAAAGCAGCAGCUUGCCGAGAGACGGGCGGCUGAUGAGGAGAGGCGGCGCGAGGCGGCUCGGAGGAGGAGAGAAGAGGAGGACGAAGAGCGACAGAGACAGGCGGCAGUCGGGAGCGCACCGCGUGGUCGAGGAGUUUCUCGUGGGCGGGUGCGAGGCACCUCAUCGACAGCUCGUGGCCACAGCUACUCGAGUAGCACGUCGAGAAUCGGCAGAGGCGCGGCAAGCGUUCGUGGUGGAUAUCGGGGGCGAGCUAGAGGUACAGAGUGA